Molecule: messenger RNA, 2365 nt
Organism: Thermothielavioides terrestris NRRL 8126
Lineage: Eukaryota; Fungi; Ascomycota; Sordariomycetes; Sordariales; Chaetomiaceae
Exons: 2
Coding region: 161-2119 (652 amino acids)
Biological process (GO): ceramide biosynthetic process; sphingosine biosynthetic process
Cellular component (GO): serine palmitoyltransferase complex
Molecular function (GO): serine C-palmitoyltransferase activity; pyridoxal phosphate binding
Source: RefSeq, a predicted model, not a curated record
AGCGCAACUCGCUCUGGCGACGAAAUCUUGGGGGUUAUGAUCUUCCUAAGAGGUUAAUUGACAUCAAUUGACCCGCCUUUCAGCAAUUCGCCCUAUUCUGAAGCACGCACACCUCUUAGCGAUGCCUCGAAAGCUUUCGAACCCCUUCUCGACGUCCAUCAUGCCGCAAUCUGAGAAGGCAGGCGAGCGACGGCCUUCUCAGUCGAAAGGCAACCGUCUCGCCGGCUUCUUCUCGUCCAAGUCGAAGGAGCAGCAGGCCGCCUCGGCGCUGCAGACUUCGCAGCUUCACCAGACGCCGUCACCGCUGGUGCCGGGGCCGAGUCCCCCUCUCCCGACGAUCUCGCUGUCCGCCGCCACUACCGGAGAGCUCCAAAGCGACGAGGCCCCGACCACUCUGUUUGAGCCUCCAUCAGCCGACGAGGCUCGAAGCCAGGAGCGCCGCGACGCUGAGUUCGGCCCUCUGCUUAGCCGGAGCCACUUAUACGUCAGCGCUCACAAGGGCGGUUCGCUCGACCCCCCAAUCGAAGACGAGCCGCCCUAUUACUACGUCCUCACCACCUACCUCAGUUACCUCUUUCUGAUCUUCUUCGGUCACGCGAAGGACUUCUUCGCCAAGCGGUUCGGCGCCAAGAAAAACUACCAGACCUUCACGGCCUCGAAUGGCUUUGCCCCGCUGUGCGAUGACUUUGACAGCUUCUAUAUCAGGAGGCUGAAGAUGCGCCUUGACGACUGCUUCGCGAGACCCACGACUGGCGUUCCCGGCCGCUAUGUCACGCUGAUUGAUCGCAAGUCGGAGAACUACAACCGUUCCUACAAGUUCACCGGCACUUACACGCAGACGCUCAAUGUCAGCUCUUACAACUACCUGGGCUUCGCCCAAUCGGAGGGCCCCUGCGCCGACGCCGUCGAGGAGUGUGUUCGCAAGUAUGGCCUCAGCUUCGCCAGCCCGCGCCUGGAUUCGGGCACGUCGGACCUCGUCCAGGAGGUGGAGCGCGAGGUGGCCCAGUUUGUCGGCAAGCCUGCGGCCAUGGUGUUCUCGAUGGGUUUCGUGACAAAUUCGGGCACCUUUCCGGCUCUCGUCUCCAAGGGCUGCCUCAUCCUCUCGGACGAGCUCAACCACGCGUCCAUCCGCGUUGGUGCCCGCCUCUCCGGCGCCGUCAUUCGGUCGUUCAAGCACAACAACAUGGCCGAUCUGGAGGAGAAGCUGCGCGAGGCCAUCUCGCAGGGCCAGCCGCGCACGCACCGUCCGUGGAAGAAGAUCCUGGUCGCCGUCGAGGGCCUCUACUCGAUGGAGGGCACCCUGGUCGACCUCCCCGGCAUCCUGGCGCUCAAGAAGAAGUACAAGUUCUUCCUUUAUGUGGACGAGGCGCACAGCAUCGGAGCGCUGGGCCCGAGGGGCCGCGGCGUCUGCGACUACUUUGGCAUCGACCCGGCCGAGGUGGACAUCCUCAUGGGAACCCUGACCAAGUCGUUCGGCGCCAACGGCGGCUAUGUCGCGGCCGAGAAACACAUCAUCGAUGGGCUCAGAAUGACCAACGCGGCCAUGCUCCUGGGUGAAUCUCCGACGCCGUCUGUCCUGAUGCAGAUUCUCGCUGCGCUCAGGGUGAUCACCGGGGAGAUGGCGCCGGGGCAGGGCGAGGAGCGCCUGCAGCGCCUCGCCUUCAAUUCGCGCUAUCUCCGCCUCGGCCUCAAGCGUCUCGGAUUCAUCGUGUACGGGCACGACGAUUCGCCCAUCAUCCCCAUCUUGCUGUACAACCCCGGCAAGAUGUCAGCCUUCAGCCACGAGAUGCUCAAGCGCAAGAUCUCGGUCGUCAUUGUCGGCUACCCGGCCACGCCGCUCAUCACCUCGCGUGUGCGCCUCUGCAUCUCGGCCGCCCACAACAAGGAGGACAUGGACCGCAUCCUCACCGCCUGCGACGAGAUCGGCGACAUCCUGCAGCUCAAGUUCUCGACGGGCAUCGCCGGCGGCCAGGAGCCGCUGCCCGAGGGCGUCACGGCCGACACGGAGAAGGAAUGGCGCCGGGCGAACGGCCUCGAGGGCGUGGUCAAGCCGCCCAGGUGGAGGCUGGAGGACGUCAUCGCCCGGGGCGUGCAGGACACCAAGGAGCCGCUGCGAUAAUUUUUUGUCCUGUUUUGUUUAGGGCCGAGUUGAGAGAGAGAGGUGGAGGGGGGAGGUGUACAUGCAUGUUUCGGAUCCGGGACGAGCUGAUCCGGGGCGAGAUGCGUGAUGAGCGGACCUGUGGGGGAACAUUAACCUGUAUAAGGCGUUUUGAGUCCUGAUGGGCCUGCCCCAGAAGCGUUGUACAGCGAAUUCUGAGCGUGGUCAUACCCCCUUGGAGGCGGCCGUGGCCAGGAAUGGGGGGGA